Molecule: messenger RNA, 798 nt
Organism: Parnassius mnemosyne (clouded apollo)
Lineage: Eukaryota; Metazoa; Arthropoda; Insecta; Lepidoptera; Papilionidae
Source: the annotation of a GenBank genome assembly
AUGGCCAUAAGGCGAAUGAUCGCGUGGCGAGGCUGCCCGACUGAAAUAUGGUCAGACAACGGCACCAACCUGAAGGCAGCCGAUAAGGAUUUACGACAGGCGGUCGACGCAGCGACCGCAGAAGAAGCAGCGAAUAGGACUAUCUCCUGGCGCUACAUCCCACCUGGAGCUCCAUUUAUGGGCGGAGCCUGGGAGCGAUUGGUUCGCUCCGUCAAGACCGCUCUCAUCGCGACGUUACACGAACGUCAUCCGACAGAGGAAGUCCUCAUGACACAACUGGUAGAAGUGGAAUACACCGUCAACAGCCGCCCGCUGACUCACGUCUCAGUCAGUUCAGACGAUCCCGAAGCUCUCACUCCUAACCACUUCUUGUUGGGAGGACCGGGACGAGUACUACAGCCAGGCACUUUCACCGAACAAGACGCCCUCUUACGGUCAAGUUGGCGAGCUGCGCAGAGGCUAGCCGACAUCUUCUGGCUACGCUGGGUGAAGGAGUACCUCCCUGAGCUCCAACACCGGCGGGAGCCCCACGGACGAGGCCAAGCAGCACGCGUCGACGACCUCGUACAGAUCGUCGAUCCCAACCUGCCCCGCAACGUGUGGAUACGAGGAAGAGUCAUCGCUACAUAUCCGGGUCCCGACAACAUCGUGCGGACGGUGGACGUGCUGACCAAGGGUGGUGUCCUACGCCGGCCAGUGAGGAAGCUUGUAAUCCUGCCUCUAUCUACGGACGUCGAACCCGCACCGAAAGCUGAUGCGACGCGAUCGCACGGCGGGAGUGAUGUGCGGGACAAGUGA